Pantherophis guttatus is the source of this 5155-nucleotide messenger RNA. RefSeq names its product cadherin-6. Gene Ontology annotation, cellular component: adherens junction; plasma membrane; catenin complex. Gene Ontology annotation, molecular function: cadherin binding; beta-catenin binding; calcium ion binding. The record is from RefSeq and is a predicted model, not a curated record. Lineage: Eukaryota; Metazoa; Chordata; Lepidosauria; Squamata; Colubridae. Gene Ontology annotation, biological process: adherens junction organization; cell-cell adhesion mediated by cadherin; cell morphogenesis.
CUUUAACCUUCCUCUCGGAGGCUGCAGUUUUUCGAAGCGGCGCGGCAAGAGAGAGCAGCAGCAGCCGCCGCCGCCGCCGCAGCAGCAGCAGCAGCAACGGGAGCGUCCACUAGCUGAGCGUCUGAGAAGGACCGGGCGAGGGAUCGAGCCCCUCUUCUUCUUCUUCUUGCUCCUCCUCCUCUUCCUCCUCCUCUUCUUCUUCCUCGAUUUCUUCUCCCCCUUUCAGAGCCUGGCGAGGGCUGAGUGAGCAUCGCAUCGACCCGUGAGAGCCCUCUUGCCUUGGCUUCCUCUCCCCCCCCCCCCCCCCCCCCCCCCCGAAAGGCAGAGUUGUAAAGGGAUGCUGGGCGAGCAAGAGACGGAAGAGCUCCGGUCCAAGCAAGUCGCUCCCGCCGCACCACCAGCAGAGGAGGCGGAGAGAGGCAGGCGGAGAAGCGGCGCCGUUGCCACCGACGCUGGCCGCGUUUCCUGCCCGGCUUUGUAAAACGGAGCGGCUAAAGCAUCCUUCGCCUUCCUUCCCUACGAAUUCCUCCGAGACUUAAAGGGAAAAAAAAACCAUUAAGGAACAAAGAAGGAAUGUGAUUGGCUUCAGCACAGAGAACUAGCUUCCAUUUGAGGUUGAGGGAAAAUCAUCACUUCAGCAUCAUUUUGUACUGCCAUCAUGAGAACUUAUCAUUGCUUCUGGCUCCUGUUUUGGUUUGGUCCUCUUCACCAAAGUUAUUCUAUACCAUUAUCCCAAAAAACUACUGGUUUUCCAGAAAACCCAAAAGUUUUGGAUUUAUCUAGAAACAGCAGAAAGGAGCUUAGUCGUUCCAAAAGAAGCUGGAUGUGGAAUCAGUUCUUCCUUCUGGAGGAAUACACAGGCUCUGAUUAUCAGUACGUUGGCAAGCUUCAUUCUGACCAGGAUAAAGGAGAUGGUUCACUCAAGUACAUCCUUUCUGGAGAUGGAGCAGGUGACCUGUUCAUCAUCAAUGAAAACACUGGAGAUAUCCAGGCCACGAGAAGACUUGAUAGAGAAGAGAAGCCUGUUUACAUUCUUCGUGCUCAGGCUAUCGUCAAAAAGACUGGGAGGCCUGUGGAACCAGAAUCAGAGUUUAUCAUUAAGAUCCACGAUAUCAAUGACAAUGAGCCCCUGUUUACAAAGGACAUUUACAAUGCCAGCGUCCCAGAAAUGUCUGAUGUAGGUACAUUUGUCAUGCAAGUCACUGCAACGGAUGCCGAUGACCCUACAUAUGGGAACAGCGCUCGAGUUGUCUACAGUAUUCUCCAGGGACAGCCAUAUUUUUCUGUUGAGUCUGAGUCAGGUAUCAUCAAAACAGCUUUGCUAAACAUGGAUCGAGAAAACCGGGAGCAGUACCAAGUAGUCAUCCAAGCCAAGGAUAUGGGAGGUCAGAUGGGAGGAUUAUCAGGAACCACCACGGUGAACAUCACAUUGACUGAUGUCAAUGACAAUCCACCCCGCUUCCCCCAGAGUGCCUAUCAAUUCAAAAUAGGAGAAUCUGCACCCCUUAAUUCACCAAUUGGACGGAUAAAGGCUAAUGAUGCGGAUGUGGGUCCGAAUGCCGAGAUGGAAUAUAACAUUCUUGAAGGGGAUGGCUCGGAAAUGUUUGGGAUUACAACAGACAAGGAAACACAAGAAGGCAUUGUAAUUGUAAAAAAGGCUUUGGAUUUUGAAAAGCGGAGACAGUUUACUCUAAAAGUGGAAGCCAGCAAUCCACAUGUGGAUCCCAGAUUCCUCUAUCUGGGACCCUUCAAGGACAUUACUACUGUCAGAAUUCAAGUAGACGAUGUGGAUGAACCUCCAAUCUUCAGCAGACCAGCUUAUAUAUUAGAAGUAAAGGAAGAUGUCCCGAUAAAUACCGUCAUAGGAGCUGUAACAGCCCGAGAUCCUGACAGUGCAAAGAACCCCAUCAAGUAUUCUGUGGAUCGGCAUACUGAUAUGGACAGAAUAUUCAACAUUGAUUCUGGAAAUGGAUCAAUAUUUACUUCCAAACCUCUCGACCGAGAAAUGUUAUUGUGGCAUAACAUUACAGUAAUAGCUGCUGAAAUCAACAACCCAAAAGAAAGCAGCCAAGUCCCAGUAUUUAUUAAAGUCCUGGAUGUGAAUGACAACGCUCCAGAGUUUGUCAUGUUUUAUGAGACCUUCGUCUGUGAAAAUGCAAAAGCUGAGCAGCUCAUCCAGACUCUCAGUGCAGUUGACAAAGAUGAUGCUUUUGGUGGGCACAAAUUCUCAUUCACUUUGGCCCCAGAAGUAGCCAGUAGCUCCAAUUUCACCCUUCACGACAACAAAGAUAAUACAGCUGGAAUCUUCACAAAGAAAAUGAGAUAUAACCGUCAUGAAAUGAAUAUAUACCUCCUACCAGUGAUAAUCUCAGACAAUGAGUAUCCAGUUCAGAGUAGCACAGAGACGGUGACAAUUCGAGUGUGUGCCUGUGACCAAAGAGGCAAAAUGCUGUCCUGUAAUGCUGAAGCACUGAUCCACCCAACUGGCCUUAGCACAGGCGCAUUGAUCGCAAUUCUCCUUUGUAUAAUUAUAUUGUUAGUUACUGUGGUGCUGUUUGCAGCUCUGAGGCGGCAAAGAAAGAAAGAGCCUUUGAUCAUCUCUAAAGAGGACAUCCGAGAUAACAUUGUCAGUUACAAUGACGAAGGCGGCGGAGAGGAAGACACUCAAGCCUUUGAUAUUGGCACGCUGCGAAAUCCUGAAGCCAUAGAGGACAAUAAAUUGCGCCGAGACAUUGUGCCAGAAACGCUGUUCAUGCCACGCCGGACUCCAGUGGUACGAGACAACACUGAUGUCAGAGAUUUUAUUAGCCAAAGGUUAAAGGAGAAUGAUACAGAUCCAACUGCACCCCCUUAUGACUCAUUAGCUACAUAUGCAUAUGAAGGCAGUGGCUCAGUGGCUGACUCUCUUAGCUCUUUAGAGUCGGUGACCACAGAUGGAGACCAGGACUAUGAUUACCUCAGUGACUGGGGGCCUCGUUUUAGGAAGUUGGCCGAUAUGUAUGGUGGUGAAGACAGUGAUAAAGACUCCUAAUAAUGUUGCCUUUUCCUUUUUCAAGAAACAGCAGUGAAAUGUGUGAUGUCGCUACUUCUUUCUAUAUAUCAACCAUUCUCGGAAAGGGUUCUCUAAACCUAUCGGUUUGAAUUGUUUCUUGACUGCAGUCUUUGUGGAUCUGAUGUCAUUCCCACUGUAAUUUCAGCUUCCAAGAGAGGAAGAAACCCCACCAAACCUUUGUUAUUUUUUCAAUCGCGUUUUUAUUUAGGCAGUUCAACGGCCAAACGGCAAAGCAAUUGAGGGAGAACUUCCCCACCCCAAACAGAAAUGGAAUACUAAUUUUAAUAUGUUUCUGCUAAUUUUGUAAAUGGGAUUACCUUAAUGUUAUAGCUCACCAAAUAACCUAUAUUUUAAUUAUUCACCCAAGACACAUUUUUAUGCAAAUUAUAUAUAUUGAACACCCUAUUUUAAGGAAAUGAUAUGGCUUAUAUAUUAUAGGAAAAGAGUAUAGGUCUUUUAAAAGCUACAAGGGAGCUGUAAAUUGUUCUCACUUAACAACCACUUGUUCAGUGGCAUUUGAAGUUAAGAUGGCACCAAACAAGGGGGUUUAUGGCCAAUCCAAGCCUUGAAGUUGUGCCAUCACAGAAUUCCCAUGAUAACUUGAUUGCAAUUUGGGCACUUGAUUGCAUUUACAGUUGUUGCAGCAUCCCAUAAUCAUUUGCAACCUUCACUCUACCUUCCCACAAGCAAAAUCAAUAGGGAAGCCAGCAGUAAAUUGCAAGUCAUGAUCACAUAACAUCUGGCUUAACGACCAUGCGGGAUUCAUUUAACAACAACAAUUGGAAGUGCUGGAACUGCCACUGUUAAGUUAGCCUGGUCAAUGUGGUAAUUGGCUUUACAACUGCAUCACUUAACGAUGGGCUUGUUGGUUCCAGCUACCAUCAUUAAGUGACAACUACCUGUAAGAUACUUUUUAAGUAAUUCAAUGGUCUUUUGAAUGCUAGGGUUAAUUUUGAAUUGGUCACUUUCCUCAAACUAUCAAAACAUAAUAAUAAUGGACAAUCAGAAGUGAGAAGAAAGGAGAGAUAUGUUUGUGUAUAUAUGUGCCUAGUAAGUGGUCCUAGCCAAUUCAGUAUGUGGGCUACAGUAAUGUAGUGCAAGAAAUAUUCUAUUUCUGGAAAGUAGUCUAUUAGGUAAGGUAAUGUAUAGAGAUUGUAACAGUGUGUAUCAAGGAAGCAGAGUAUUGCUGAAAAUACAUGUAUGGAUUUCAAGUAAACCAACUUAAUAAUAAUAAGAGUAGAAUAAUUGAAAUCAAUGAAUUUCAAGUUAGAAAUAUCUAAAUUAAUUCCCACUGAUUUAAGUCACUCUAUUGUAAGCAGGACAGAGUCUGGAUCCAAUCUAUAAUACAUGAAGAGGGUUUCUACUCUGUAUUUUGUGAGUUCAAUUCAUAUUAAUUAUUUCUCAAUACCAACUCAUAUCAGCAAAAAACAAAGGCUGUUAUGUUCUCUUUAUCACUCCCCACUUGCUCAGCUGGUGGAUUGCUAUUAUUUCUACCUCCUCCUUCUUAACAAAAUACUCUGGUACUAGUGCCUAGGAUUAAGCCGACAGCAGGUACUAUAUUGUGCAGCAAGGAAAAAACAUGGGAGAAAUAAGGAACUAGUACUACAGUAGUGCCUGGCUAAGCAAGCAGCAGGAAAUUGCAUUUGAUACAACUUGCAAUAAUAAUUCAGUUGAACACUGGUUCAUGCUGCUAAACCACUGCUGAGCAAAGGGUUUCAGCCACACCAAUUAACAAGCAUUUGCAUUGGCCAUGAGGUGCAUCAGAGAUGGCUCUGUAUAGGAUUGAAAUAUGAAACAUGGGCAGAUGUUACAGAGUCAAAAUUUAAAAGAAAAAAAAAAAGCAAUGAAAUGCAAAACAAAAACAAGACACAAAGCAAGGCUGAAGUGCUACUACCUGAAAUUCAGUUGCAUGCUGAGCAUGCUGAAAAGAGCAGAGAAAGCUUUGAGCUACAUGCCAUGCUUGAACUCCCUUGGCUUUAAUGUCUCCUUGAUCCACUCAUCUGCCUCACAAUCAGCACCAAAAAGAGGUCUAAUAGGAGUUCCUUAUGAGCUCUCUGAUUUAUUUAAUGGCCGCAUUUUUAAAAUAAAUGUUUGUAUUAUUAU